Molecule: messenger RNA, 876 nt
Organism: Stylophora pistillata
Lineage: Eukaryota; Metazoa; Cnidaria; Anthozoa; Scleractinia; Pocilloporidae
Source: RefSeq, a predicted model, not a curated record
GUGCACUAUAUCGGUUCCAAAACAACAAGAUGAACUAAAAGAUAACAAAGCCAAGAGGAUAAAAAAAAUAAAAGCGUUGAGAUUUCUUUAUAUCCUCUAGAGUAAUCUUCGAACACUUCUUUCCCAUGCACAGUGGUUGUGAAAAAAGGGGGUGCGAAUGAUUGCUUUCAACCGCAGUAACCCCAAAUGACGUCACAACAGUUCCCCGUAAACCGGAAUAUGAACUCUUCGUUUAAAGAAACUGAAGUACACAACUUUUCGAGCAGAAAAUUGCACGUUCUUGGCUUGAGUGAGAACACUUAUCUUAUGUUUGGCGCAGGGUUUCAGGAAGUUGCUGCCCUUCUGGAUUAUAAGACAUAUAAUAUCGCACGUAACCAUGGAGGUUUCCAGGGAGGCAGAAAUAUAUCCGAUUCUGUUUUAAUUCCACCUGUGGUCGGCUUGUCUGAUCUGGCAUACGAAGACCACGAGAUGGGAUCCAUUUACGGACUUAAAGAUACCCUGUAUGCUGAUGAAAUCGCAGAUUAAGUUUUCUCGCCCGUUAGCACGCUUAGUUGAAUUUAUCAGAUGCCUUGAGGAUGCAAGCCUAUUUUAAAACGGUCUCGGCCAAACAGCCUCAGGCAAAUUUGAAAAUGAUCUAUUCAAUACAGGCUUUGUAAGUUUUCUGUUAGCUUAUUUGUGUUAUUAAAGAAUAGCUUUCCCAUACUCGUUGAUUCGAAUCAUAUAUUUCUUUUUAAAUUAUCGUGCAUCGGGACUGUUUGUCGGAAUGAAUUGCAUUCAGUUUGAAGAACCCCAGUCAUGGCUUUGUUUAAGAAAAGGCAGGAAAACCUGAAAUAAUUGUUUUAUUGUUUUGUUUUGUUUUUUUUUUUUAUCAACGAA